GAAGAAUUUAGGUGGGGUUACAAAAUUUUGCGUUACCCCAGGUGCUGAGAGUCGAGAUGGAACGUUUGCUGUAAUCUGAUCUAAACUCUUGUUACUGAACAUGGUCUUUGACUAGUUUACGAACCAUUCAUGCCUACCACCUGUUGCCACAUUUAAAAUAUCUGUUCUAAUACAUUCCUGCACUUGGCUGCUUAGUGCAAUUACUCACCCUGUCUAAUUAGUAUUACCUUGUUGAGUGGCGUACAAGACCCAUGGAGUGCACUUCAGAGCCCGAUAAAACUUCUGAAAAGAGCUUAGAUGAGGUAUGUCAAAAGUUGCAAGAAGUCUCAGCAAUAAAUGGAGAUCCUUCGAUUACAUCAGCGGCGAAAAAGAAGAAAAAACACAAGAAAAAACCUGUACAAAAUACAUCGGACUCUAUCUGUGUUGAUGGUAGUAAUAAUGAAAGCAAAGCCAAAGAAAAUGAAACAAGCAAUAUUGUGGUCGACAACGGUCAAAAUACGGUUCCUACUAGCAAGAAAUCUAAGAAAAAAUCGAAACCCAAAAAUGUAGGUGCUGAUGCACCUUCUUCAAGUAGUGUUCAGACAGAUCCCCCUUCCAUUCCUAUUUGUCAGCUGUACCCUAACGGGGAUUAUCCGGUUGGCGAAGUCAUGGACUAUGAACCGAAUGCCGAUGGUCGUACAGCACUUAAUCGUACAACAGCAGAAGAAUGCAAAGCUCGUGAUAAUGCACAUAUAGAGACUUAUCAGCACUUCCGUGAGGGUGCAGAGGUUCAUCGACAAACAAGGAAUCAUAUUAAAAAAUGGAUACGUCCAGGUGUACGUCUCAUUGAUAUGUGUGAAGAACUAGAACGCACCAGUCGUGCACUGAUUUUAGAACGUGGACUAACUGCAGGGUUAGCUUUUCCUACUGGCUGUUCAAUCAAUCAUUGUGCUGCUCACUACACUCCCAACGGAGGAGAUAAUACUGUCCUAAAUUAUGACGAUGUUUGCAAAAUCGACUUUGGCGUACAUGUUAAUGGUCGUAUUAUUGAUUGUGCCUUCACACUUCAUUUUAAUCCUAAAUUUGACACUUUGGUUGAAGCUGUUAAAGAUGCAACUAAUACUGGUAUUAAGGCAGCUGGGAUUGACGUCCGUCUCUGUGAUAUCGGAGCAGCUAUUCAAGAGACUAUGGAAUCGUAUGAAGUAGAACUGGAUGGAAAUACUUACCAAGUUAAACCUAUACGCAAUUUGAAUGGUCAUUCUUUGGGACCCUAUCAAAUUCAUGCUGGAAAAACUGUACCGAUUGUACGUGGAGGAGAACAAACUCGUAUGGAGGAAAAUGAAUAUUACGCUAUCGAAACUUUCGGUAGUACAGGGAAAGGCUAUGUCAUUGAUGGAGAUGAAGUUUCACAUUAUAUGAAGAAUUUCGAUGUUGGACAUGUCCCCUUAAGAUUAGCUAGGUCUAAGCAACUGUUGAGUGUAAUCGAUCGUAAUUUCAGCACCCUUGCUUUCUGUCGUCGAUGGUUGGAUCGUUUAGGCGAGACAAAAUAUCUGAUGGCUCUAAAGAAUUUGUGCGAUGUAGGUAUAGUAGACCCUUAUCCUCCUCUGUGUGAUCAACGUGGAUCAUAUACUGCUCAGUGGGAGCAUACAAUUUUACUAAGACCAACGUGUAAAGAAGUUGUCUCACGCGGAGAGGAUUACUAAAUCUUUUGGAGUCUACCAUCUCUGAUUUUUCGUUCUUCAUAAAAAUGGAAAAUAUUUUUUGUAUACAAAAAAUUUUCAAUUAUGCAAGUUAUUUCCAUCCAAACAUGUGAAAAAGCUUUUCGUCUCGUUUAUUAUUGUAUUGUUGACUUUUCAGCUCCUUGCUACAAAUAAACCUCAUUGUAAGGUUUCUUAUUUAUAAUCUUAAACUUGUGCUUGAGUUUGUACCGUAAAAUUCGACAUGACUUACAUAUUCAAAGAAGGGGGGAAAACUUGACUUCAUCUAAAUAAAGUUUCCAGGUUUC
Messenger RNA from Heterobilharzia americana, 1984 nucleotides. NCBI's taxonomy places the organism in Eukaryota, Metazoa, Platyhelminthes, Trematoda, Strigeidida, Schistosomatidae. The record is from the annotation of a GenBank genome assembly.